Molecule: messenger RNA, 2063 nt
Organism: Schizosaccharomyces cryophilus OY26
Lineage: Eukaryota; Fungi; Ascomycota; Schizosaccharomycetes; Schizosaccharomycetales; Schizosaccharomycetaceae
Product: MFS transporter
Exons: 1
Coding region: 314-1933 (539 amino acids)
Biological process (GO): transmembrane transport
Molecular function (GO): transmembrane transporter activity
Source: RefSeq, a predicted model, not a curated record
CUUAAACGAAGCAAAAUCUUGAAGGAAAAAGAAAAAUUGCUAAUGAAAAUCGUUAAUUUAGAAUAGUUAUAGUAUGCCACCACUUCAUCACAAGCUUUAGUAACAAAUGAACCAAACUAUUGCAGAUAUUGAAUGAGCAAACAACAAGGAAGACUCCAGCUUAUACGAUAAAAUAAACAAAACUAAAUAUUUAUGUUUGUGCGACUACAUUUUUACAAACGUAAAUCAAAUACAUGUCUAGACAGUUAACAAUUGGUGACGUCUUUUUUAUUAAGCAUAACGAUAAUAGUAACUUCUCUUAAUCUAACCAAAGAUGGAAUUUGUUUCUCUUUGUACAGGAAAAAAAUUUAAAAAGCAGUGUGCAAAAGUUCAUGGACGAAUAAUAGGAGAUGUGUCGGUUUACGGACCAAACUCGGAUACCUUUUACUCAGGAGGUUAUUAUAACAUACCUGGCGAAGAGCAAUGGUUUUUGAACGUUAUGAAGGAUAUUAGAGCCCAUAAUGUAAUAGAAGGAAAAAUCAAUGCAAAAAAGAGCAAAAGAUACCUUGUAACUUGGGAUGGCCCUGAUGACCCUCUAAAUCCUAGAAAUUGGUCUCGAAUAAAAAAAUGGUGGAUAAUUAUUCAAAUUUGUAUCAUAACCAUUACAGUUACGUUUUCAUCUAGUGUUUACUCAGCUGGAGUUCCCAAUGUGGCACAAACUUUCCAUUCAUCCAUUCCUGUUGCAUCCCUUGGCACUUGUACUUACCUGGUAGGCUUCGCCAUGGGUUCUUUACCAUUUGCACCUCUGAGCGGUAUCUAUGGACGACUUAUUGUUUAUAUUAUUACUCUAUUAAUCUUUACUUUGUUUCAAAUAGGUGGUGGCGUGGCUCAGAAUAUUUGGGUGAUACCUAUAAUACGUUAUUUUCAAGGUUUCUUUGGUAGUACACCCUUAGCUAAUAGCCUAGGAACUGUCAGUGACAUCUAUAGUCCAGUAGAGUAUACAUUUACUGUCCCUGUCGUUUGUGCUUUCCCUUUUCUCGGUCCGGUCAUAGGGCCUAUCAUCGGUGACUUCAUAGCUCAAAGUCACCUUGGAUGGAGAUGGACAUUUUGGAUCACUAUGAUACUUUCAGGAUCUGUUGUUUUGCUUAUUAUGUUUACUCUUCCAGAAACGCACGCAAACACAAUUCUCUACUAUAAGGCUCGCUAUCUUCGUGAAUUGACAAAAAACCCUUUAUGGUAUUCAGGCAAUGAAAAGCAACGUGAUCCCAAGAGAGCAAUUGUACGAGCGUUCACAAAUUCUAUUUCGUUGCUAAUAUCAGAACCAAUUGUUGUUUGCUUUACCCUUUAUGUAACUAUUCUGUUCGUUAUUGUUUACAUCAACUUUGAAAGCUACCCUGUUGUGUACUCUCAGUAUAAUUUCAACCAGGGUGAGCAGGGUCUUUCGUUUAUUGGUAUAGGUAUUGGUAUUGUUUUGGCUGCUUCUUUCACUCCAAUCACAUACUAUAAAUAUUCGAAAGCUUACAAAAAGAUGAAUGGAAAGGUUCCUCCGGAGUAUCGAAUAUAUCCACUCUUUAUUGGAUGCUUUCUUUUACCAAUAGGCUUAUUUUGGUUUGCUUGGACAUGUUAUCCCAAUAGAAUCCACUGGAUAGUUCCCAUGAUUUCUAGCGUAUUUUUUGGAGCUUCGUUGUUAGUUAUUUUCUCAACCAUGUUUACCUAUUUCGUUGAUACUUAUCAAUCUAUGGCGCCCAAUGCAAUGGCCGCCGCUACGCUCGUGCGAUACCUGGCUAGCGGAGGAAUGACUAUGGUUGCACGACCAAUGUAUCAUAAUUUGGGUAAUCAUUGGGCUACAACGGUGCUUGGUUUUAUUUCCGCUGCUAUGAUUCCCAUUCCUUUUGUGUUUUUUAAAUACGGCCAAAAAAUACGAUCGCAUAGUAAGUAUGCUUCCAAAGGAUAAAGUUGAGAAAAAAGAAAAACAAAAUUAGGAAAAAAGAAACUUGGAUCAUUUUUACAUUCUUCUAUCAUUUAUAAUUUAGCAUUUAGAGGUAAAAGAAGUUAGCAUAAUAAAUUAACUUUAUAAAGAAGAC